GACGGCCUACAAAUUUGUGUUGAAAUAUGUGGUUGUGCUCUACAACUCGAUCUUCAUGAUGAUCCCAAAACUAAAUGUUUAAUUUAUAAAACAAUUGCACAUUUUUUGCCAAAUGAUUUGGAGAUCCUCAGGAUUUGUGCACUCUCAAUAUUUUUUCUUGAGCGCUCCUUGGAAGCUUAUCAUACUGUUGAAGAGCUUUACAAACGUCCAGAUGAGGAAUAUAACGAAGGCACAAGUAGUGUUCAAAAUCGUGUUCGUUUUGAAUUACUUCCAAUUUUGAAAAAGGGAUUGUUUUUUGAUCCCGAAUUCUGGAACUUCGUAAUGAUUAAGAAAAACUGUGUAGCAUUAUUGAGUGAUAAAUCAGCAGUUAGAUUUCUAAAUGAAAGUACACUGGAAAAUUCUACAGGUAAUCUAAAAAAGGCGGUGCAACAGCAAGGUUUAGAUGAAGGGCUGGACUCUGUUACAGAUCAGAGCACUGGAGAGCUUGAUCCUGAUGAUAUAUCUAGAGUGCAACCUAAGGGUCACAUUAAUAAGAAAAAUCUUAUGGCUCUUAAUGUUUCCAGAGUAGAUCACAAUGUCCCAAGGCAUCGGUGUAUGUUAUGUAACAAGGAAUUUCUAGGUGGUCACAUUGUAAGGCAUGCCCAGGCUCAUCAGAAAAAGGGUAGUUUUUCAUGUGUAAUAUGUGGUAGGAAAUUUAGGAACAGAGGACUUAUGCAGAAGCAUUUAAAGAAUCAUGUUAAGAAAAUACAAAGACAGCAAAUUGCUGCAGCUCAACAAGAGGAUCAGGAAAUUCCUGCUUUGGAAGAAAUAAAUUGUUCUGAUACUUUCAUUUCAUUUGAAAAUGGGAAUUCUGGUAAUAAAGAUUUGGAAAUAGAGACAAUUACUGCUUCCAGUGAUGGAAACAAAGAAGUCAUCCCUGCACAUGUGGCUGAAUUCAUUGAAAUUCCCGUAAGUGUAUCGGAAGAUGUUAUUGAGAACAUGAUUGAAAAUGGAAGUCCUGAUACUUCUUUAAAUAAUGUCUCAGAGCCUUUGCCUGUCUGUGAGGAUGACUACGAGGAGGAAGAGGAUGAAGAAGGUGAUUACGAAGACGACGAUUAUGACCUGAAUCAAGAAACUUCAGUACUUCAUAAAAUCAAUGGAACUGUGUGCCAUCCAAAAGACAUAUAUGCUACAGAUCAAGAAGGAAACUUUAAGUGCCCUGCUCUUGGUUGUGUCAGGAUAUUUAAAAGAAUUGGCUUUCUAAAUAAACACGCAAGGACUGUACAUCCAACUGAUUUAAAUGUGCGGCAAACAGUAAUGAAGUGGAGCAAAGGAAAAUGCAAAUUCUGUCAGAGGCAAUUUGAAGAUUCUCAACAUUUUAUAGAUCACCUUAAUAGACACAGCUAUCCAAAUGUGUACUUUUGUUUGCAUUUUAAUUGCAACGAGUCGUUUAAGUUGCCAUUCCAGCUUGCUCAGCAUACAAAAAGUCACAGGAUAUUUCAAGCUCAGUGUAGUUUUCCAGAAUGCCAUGAGCUUUUUGAAGAUCUUCCUCUGCUAUAUGAACAUGAGGCUCAGCACUAUUUAAGUAAAACACCAGAAUCAUCUGCACAACCAAGUGAAACAAUUCUUUGGGAUGUUCUUACAGACUCAAAUCCUAAUCAUCAGGAAAAAGACUCAUCUAGUAAUGAGAAACAAACUAUUAGUCUGCCAGUUUCUACUAGCAAAUCAAGGAAAGAUUCCACAGAACCAAAGACAUGUACAGAAAGUAUGGAAAAGAAAACAGAUGGUUUAGUUCAGAAUGGAAAUGAACAUUCUGAUGACACUGUUUCUGAUAUAAGCUUGACAGACCAAAAGAUGCCUGACAUAGAGCCAAAUUCUGAAAAUAAUUGUAGUAUUAGUGAUUUAGUCAAUGGACACAGUGGAAUAGAGCAGACACCUUUAGUUUCGUCAGAUCCUGCUUUGAAAACUGAUGCAAAUAGAAUCAGGACAGAAAACGGUUCCAUUUUACCUAGUGUUGUACCACAAGAACAUAAUACCCUGCCAGUAUCUCAGGCACCUUCCAAACCAAAUCUGACGAGUGAACAUACUUCAUAUGGCUUAAUUUUAACAAAGCCAUAUGUCAGACCACUGCCUCCCAGUUACCUGGAUGAACGGUACCUUAGUAUGCCAAAACGCAGAAAAUUUCUGACUGAUAGAGUAGAUGCCUGUUCUGAUCAAGAUAACGUUUGUAAAAAAUCCGUGAAAAGAUUAAGAUGUGGCAAAUGCCUGACCACCUACUGUAAUGCAGAAGCACUUGAGGCUCACCUUGCACAAAAGAAAUGUCAGACACUCUUUGGAUUUGAUUCAGAUGAUGAAAGUGCCUGAUAAAAAUGUUACAGAAAGAUCUGUCGAUCAAGCAGUAGUGCGAAAAAAGCACUGCAAGAAAUUGCAUCAUCAGUUUGCUAUUUUCCUGAUGGCCUUAAUUUUCAAGCGGUCUUGGAUUACUAAAGAUAAAGACAAAGCACAUUUUCUAGAAUGAACUCAGAGAGGAGAUGUGCUGGUUUAGACUCCAAAAGGGUUAUUACAAAACUCCCAAAGUACCAGUUAUCCAGAAAACCACAUUUCUUUAAAAAGUUGAUGACUUAAUGCAGCAUGUUCAGUUUCACUUACGUGAGAAACAUGUUCAGGCAACUAGUCAGAAAGAAAAACCAGCUAUGGCCUUACAGAAAGGGAAAAGUUAAUCCAUUUUUAAAAAAAGGGGAGGGGUUUAUUGUUUACAAUAAACAACUUGAAGUAUUCUACAAAUGAGAUUUGUUUUCUUGUCAUGCAUAAUCAGAUUAUAUCCUCCCUUCUCUUCAAACAUGGUUUAAAGAACUUUUGCUAUUUGGUUUAUUAUAAUUUAGAAACUGAUACAUGAAAAUAAAACUUGAUUUAUCACCAUGCUAUCCAUAAAAGAUUGUAACUUGUUUCCAAGAUGAUUGAUUAGGACAGAGUUCAAUGAAUGUUAUGCCAGCAUUGGAAAUUAAAAAA
Molecule: messenger RNA, 2988 nt
Organism: Odobenus rosmarus divergens (Pacific walrus)
Lineage: Eukaryota; Metazoa; Chordata; Mammalia; Carnivora; Odobenidae
Product: zinc finger protein 654
Exons: 2
Coding region: 322-2343 (673 amino acids)
Biological process (GO): regulation of transcription by RNA polymerase II
Cellular component (GO): nucleus
Molecular function (GO): DNA-binding transcription factor activity, RNA polymerase II-specific; DNA binding
Source: RefSeq, a predicted model, not a curated record